UCCCGCCAAAACCGAUAAUCUAAUUCAUUACUUCCAUUUUCUGGGAUUCAACUCUAGACCUUAAACCCUUUCAACUACUAAUCGGCUCGCAUUAGAAGAGAGAUAGAGAGAGAAAAUUUGGCAAAACAAUGGACUAUGGAGCUCUAUUCGUUGAUGAAACUGCUGCUCCCGUCGAAAAUGCUUUUCUGGAGUUCUUGAAAAGUUUCCGUGUGGAUUUGAACUCGCGACAUCCAUAUUAUGUAUCUGAAAUUGAAACAAUGGAGGAAAUUGAAUCAACAACUAUGUUUAUCGAUUUCUCUCAUGUUAUGCGAUUUGAUGAUACUCUUCAGAAGGCGAUUUCCGAUGAAUAUUUGAGAUUUGAGCCGUAUCUAAAAAAUGCUUGUAAGAGGUUCGUGAUGGAGCGGAAGCCUACUUUUAUUGCCGAAGAUAACCCGAAUAAGGACAUCAAUAUUGCUUUCUAUAAUAUUCCUCUUGUCAAGCGAUUGAGAGAGUUAACCACUGCUGAAAUUGGUAGAUUAGUAUCUGUAACUGGAGUAGUUACUCGAACCAGUGAGGUUAGACCUGAGCUACUUCAAGGUACUUUCAAGUGCUUGGAUUGUGGUACUCUUGUUAAGAAUGUUGAACAGCAAUUUAAAUAUUCUGAGCCAACGAUUUGUAUCAAUGCAACCUGUGCAAAUAGAACAAAAUGGGCGUUGCUUAGACAAGAAAGUAAAUUUACUGAUUGGCAAAGGGUAAGAAUGCAGGAAACCUCCAAAGAAAUUCCUGCAGGCUCUCUUCCUAGAUCACUUGACAUCAUUCUGCGCCAUGAGAUUGUUGAGCAGGCUAGAGCUGGAGACACGGUCAUAUUCACUGGAACUGUGGUCGUCAUACCUGAUAUAAUGGCAUUGACUUCUCCUGGGGAGAGAGCAGAAUGUCGUCGAAAUUCUACUUCACAACCUAAGGGUAAUGCAUCAGGGAAUGAAGGGGUUAGGGGUUUAAAAUCAUUGGGUGUAAGAGACCUCAAUUACCGUCUUGCUUUUAUUGCUAAUUCUGUCCAGAUUGCUGAUGGUAGAAGAGAUAUUGACAUCAGAAAUCGGAAGAAGGAUUCUGAAGAGGAUGACAGCCAGCAGUUCACGGCAGAGGAGCUCAACGAAAUCCAAAGAAUGAGAAACACUCCUGAUUUUUUCAAUAGGCUUGUAGAUAGUAUUGCUCCAACUGUAUUUGGCCACCAAGAUAUCAAGCGAGCGAUUAUUCUAAUGCUAUUAGGUGGUGUUCACAAGACUACUGAAGAAGGCAUCAACUUAAGAGGGGAUAUCAAUGUUUGCAUUGUAGGGGACCCCAGCUGUGCAAAGUCUCAGUUUCUCAAGUAUACUUCUGGUCUUGUCCCUAGAUCUGUAUACACAUCAGGGAAAUCAUCCUCUGCUGCUGGUUUAACUGCUACUGUGGCUAAAGAACCAGAAACUGGAGAAUUCUGUAUUGAGGCUGGAGCUCUAAUGUUAGCUGAUAAUGGUAUCUGUUGCAUUGAUGAAUUUGACAAAAUGGAUGUCCGAGAUCAGGUUGCUAUUCAUGAAGCCAUGGAGCAGCAGACAAUAAGUAUAACCAAAGCAGGAAUACAGGCAACACUAAAUGCUAGGACUUCUAUUUUAGCCGCCGCCAAUCCUACCGGGGGUCGCUAUGACAAAACAAAACCACUAAAGUAUAAUGUGGCUUUACCUCCAGCAAUCCUCUCGAGAUUUGAUUUGGUAUAUGUUAUGAUAGACGAUCCAGAUGAUCAAAUUGAUUACCACAUUGCUCACCAUAUUGUUAGGGUGCACCAAAGGUGUGAAGAUGCAUUGUCACCUCCAUUUACUACUGCCCAGCUAAAACGUUAUAUUGCCUAUGCAAAAACUUUGAAACCAAAGCUAAGUUCGGAAGCUAGGCAAUUGUUAGUUGACUCGUAUGUCACCCUUCGAAGAGGUGAUGCUGCUCCAGGUAGUAGAGUUGCUUACAGGAUGACUGUUCGGCAGCUGGAGGCAUUGAUCCGACUAUCAGAAGCCAUUGCACGAAGUCACUUGGAAAUUGAGGUACUACCUCGCCAUGUUGCUGUCGCAGUGCGGCUGCUGAAGACAUCAGUUAUCAGCGUGGAAUCCAGUGAAAUUGAUCUGUCUGAGUUUAACGAAGAUGUUAAUGAUGCCGAAGCUGGUGGAGAUGGUCAGCCUGGUCUUGCUGAAAGUAAACAAGCUUCAGCUGAUACAGGAAAGGAUGGUGGUCCUAAAGCUCAGGAACAGAAUUUGGUGGUCACAGAUGAACAUUUUAACAAAGUAACACAAGCACUUGUUAUUCGGCUAAGACAACUUGAAGAGACUGCCGAGCAAGAAGGGAAAGGCCUUCUUGGAACAAGACAGAAGGAAUUAAUACAGUGGUAUGUUGCACAACAAAAUGAGAAAAACAGCUACAGUUCUAUGGAGGAUGCUCGAAACGAUGUCAAAAUUGUCAGAGCUAUUAUUCAGAAAUUGAUUAAAGAAGGAAAUCUAAUCGUAGUGGAUGACGGUAGGCAAGCAGCCACGGGUGUUGUAGGUGAAGAACAACCAACACAACCACCAGUAUCGAAAGAUGAUAGGAUAUUGGCUGUUGCUCCAAAUUAUGUUAUAGACUGAUUUGUUAAUGUGCAUAAGAAAUUUACACUACUGCGCUGAUUCCAGGUAAAGGGUUUACACUUUACAGCAGUUAGUAGUAAUGAUAAAAUAUGCUGGGCAUUUGGCAAAAGAUAUGAUCAGCUAUGUAAAAUGUAUAGCUUAACCUGUAUUUUAGAGCUAUGUAGUAUGUAAGUAUAAAUUAGUAACUAUACUUGUUUCCUCACCAGUUGUCUCCUGGAAUUGUUUUUUUUUCUUCUGAUUAUUAAAUUUGAAGUAGCUAGCUUUUCUUCUUUUCUUUUACUCAGUUUUGCUAAAAUUUGUAUUUGAUACAAAGUUGUAAAAUUAAUAUUUAGUCUCUUAUGUGA
Molecule: messenger RNA, 2959 nt
Organism: Amaranthus tricolor (Joseph's coat)
Lineage: Eukaryota; Viridiplantae; Streptophyta; Magnoliopsida; Caryophyllales; Amaranthaceae
Product: DNA replication licensing factor MCM6-like
Exons: 18
Coding region: 129-2615 (828 amino acids)
Biological process (GO): mitotic DNA replication; double-strand break repair via break-induced replication; DNA replication initiation
Cellular component (GO): MCM complex; nucleus
Molecular function (GO): single-stranded DNA binding; ATP binding; single-stranded 3'-5' DNA helicase activity
Source: RefSeq, a predicted model, not a curated record